AUGGCGCUUAUGAACGGGGAGGUAACCCAACGGCGGCCGGAGACAGAAACAGGAGACCAAACCAUCAAAUCAAACUCCACAGCUAAAGAUUAUGGUUGUCGAGGUCGCUUAGAUAUCAGUCGUAGACGUGUACAAAAUCUUUACGGUACUGCAUCUGUCAGUGAAAGUGAACAAAUCUACGUGACACAUGCGAGUGAGCGUACCAAGUCUGUAGGGCAGUCGGGAAGUCCUAUAGAGCAAGCCUCCCAACAUGCCUCAAUUGGCCCUGUCUUAGACCAUGAAAAAUAUCGAAAGUCGAAACUAGUAAUGCUGAUCAGCACCUCAUCUAUAUAA
Messenger RNA from Fusarium graminearum PH-1, 333 nucleotides. RefSeq lists its product as uncharacterized. The record is from RefSeq and is a predicted model, not a curated record. Bases 1 to 333 code for a protein of 110 amino acids. The transcript has 3 exons. Lineage: Eukaryota; Fungi; Ascomycota; Sordariomycetes; Hypocreales; Nectriaceae.